AAUGAAUUAGAUAAGGCUUAGGAAGAAGGAAUGGUUGUGGAUGCCAAGCAUAGCCAUGGCUACUUCAUCGACUACAUUGCUAUCAUCACUCGUCGCAGGAAGCACCCCAUCAAUUAACUCUCGAAACCAACAAGUUUUGUUGCUUCAAAAUCGUUCUUUGAAUAAGUCUGCAUCUCUCAGGAAGAGAGCUUCCUUCGUUAUCAAAGCAGCCAAGCCCCCUGCUGGUCUGGAAUUUCCAAAAGUGGAGCCGCAAUUUGAAGCUCCGCUUAUUGGGUUCACAAAGACAGCAGAAAUAUGGAACUCUAGAGCUUGCAUGAUUGGAAUCAUUGGAGUUUUCAUUGUAGAGUUUAUAAUAAACAAGGGAGUACUUCAAGUGAUUGGAGUCGAUGUUGGCAAAGGCCUUAAUCUUCCUCUCUGAACAUUCAUUUUUGCUGUGCUCGUUAUAAAGUCAAGUUUAACUUUUCUUUGUUCUUUCCAGAACAAAUUUUCAACUCCAGUGACAUUUGGCAAUCUUCUGUAAACUAUCGUUUGUAUGGAAGUAAAUUGCUGAUAUUCUUGG
Molecule: messenger RNA, 559 nt
Organism: Abrus precatorius (Indian licorice)
Lineage: Eukaryota; Viridiplantae; Streptophyta; Magnoliopsida; Fabales; Fabaceae
Product: light-harvesting complex-like protein OHP1, chloroplastic
Exons: 3
Coding region: 41-418 (125 amino acids)
Source: RefSeq, a predicted model, not a curated record